This is a messenger RNA of Trichomonas vaginalis G3, 576 nucleotides long. Its product is annotated as RNA recognition motif (rrm) domain-containing protein. The record is from RefSeq and is a predicted model, not a curated record. NCBI's taxonomy places the organism in Eukaryota, Parabasalia, Trichomonadida, Trichomonadidae. Gene Ontology annotation, molecular function: mRNA binding. The transcript has a single exon. Gene Ontology annotation, cellular component: nucleus; cytoplasm; ribonucleoprotein complex. Bases 1 to 576 code for a protein of 191 amino acids.
AUGUCGAAAUAUGUUCCCAACCGAGAUAAUUAUGACCGCGAAAAAUCAUUAUCCUACCAGUGGAAGGGACGCAUAGUAUUUAUUUCAAAUAUUCCACACCAAUACAAAGCUCAAGAAAUUAUGGUUAUCUGCAGACAAUUUGGGCGUUGUUUCAGAGUUGACGAAGCAAAGAACGAAUUAGGAAAACCUAAGGGUAUUGCAUUCGUUGAAUUUGAGAAACAUGAAGGCGCUCAAAACUGUUGUGAACAGCUUGAUGGAGCUAUUCUUUCAGGCAGAAACCUCAGAGCUGAACUUUCGGAAUUCCCUCCACCAGAGCUUAUCGAAAUAUAUAAGAAAACAGCAAAGCAAAGAGCUGAUAUCGAUUCAGGAAAAGUUGUUGUUCAAAGAAACAUUGAUGUAACAACGAGUUUAGUUGAUCCUAAUGAAAAGAAGAAAAAGGAAAAGCGAAGUUCGAAAGAAAAAAAAAGCAAAGAAUCAGAUUCCUAUUCUGACUACUAUUACGAUAGCUACGAUUAUUCAGACUAUAGCUACGACUAUUCAGACUAUAGCUAUUCUAGUGAUUCUGAAAGCAGCUGA